AACUGUUCGCGGAUGGGAUGCAUGGGCCAUGGCGCGUUUCGUGGGGCGGCGUACACGACGGCACGACCACGAGGAGCUGCGGGCGGCGCGGCAAGCCCGCUGAUUUGCCGAGCACCGCGCCGUCGCCGCCGCGCGCGCGUGCAAUGGGCAAGGCGAUUGUAGGAAGGGCGGCGAAGGCCUGAGUACGAGCUGUUUGAUCGCUUUGCAGCGAAGAGUAGGGAAAGGAGAAGACGUGUGCUCAUCCGAAAAUUUGAGACGAGAAACGGGCGAUCCGCGCAGGCUUCUUCCGGUGCAUGCAUCGCGCUCCAGUUUGCAGGGCACACGGCAGUUUUCCGAGCCGUCUUGAGUCUUGACGAAUCAGGGCAAACCACGCAUGGGAGCAAGCAAACAGGGGUGAGGGGGCGGCUGGGACGGUGCGCAUGCCAAGUCGUCAAGGAAGACUGGAAGAGAUUCGCUCACCUCACUCACGAAAGCACCCAUGCAAUUUUAAACUGUUACCCAGCGAGCGCCGUGCCCACCAUGCUCGCGCGAUGUCUAAAAGCUGAAGAUACGAGGUCGAACAUCGCCAGCGACCAUAAGUUCAGAAGAGCAUCCCGGCCCGCUCACACCGACACGAUCGAGAUGGCGAUCAGCCUCGCGCGUCUCGGCCUCGCCUUGUCCCCGUCCUCUGCGCCGGGAGCCGCCGCCUUCUCCAUGCCUUCCAUCGUCCGAUGCGGUGGCAAAGUCUCCCCGCCCCCGGCGAUGCCCGCUUGCCCCGGCGACCCCGACUUCGACAAGAAGGCGUUCAGCCGCGACAUCGCCCGCGGCGACAACUACAACCGCAAGGGCUUCGGCCACAAGGAAGAGACCGUUGGCCAAAUGAACCUCGAAUGCACCAGUAAGAAGUAAGAACACGUACUCACACUAACUUUGCUCAACGGUUCCUCUUCCAGCAACGUGUGCUCAUCGAUCGAUCCAUGCAUAUUUGUUUCUGCAGGCGAGCUGAUCAGUAAGGUUAAGGAGAGUGGGGACGAGUAUGCGGCUGUGGGAGGGCUGGUGACCCUGAAGCUGGAGGAGGCGCACGGCUUCUGCAUGGGCGUGGAGCGCGCCGUGUAGCUCGCCUACGAGGCGCGCACGCUGUUCCCGGACCGGCGCAUCUGGCUCACCAAUCAGAUCAUCCACAACUCCACCAUCAGUAAGGUAUACACAUGAUCCAUCGAGU
Phragmites australis (common reed) is the source of this 1201-nucleotide messenger RNA. Its product is annotated as 4-hydroxy-3-methylbut-2-enyl diphosphate reductase, chloroplastic-like. The record is from RefSeq and is a predicted model, not a curated record. NCBI's taxonomy places the organism in Eukaryota, Viridiplantae, Streptophyta, Magnoliopsida, Poales, Poaceae. Bases 520 to 888 code for a protein of 122 amino acids. The transcript has a single exon.